GUUAUUUCUUCUUUCAAACGUAAACAAAUACACAAAUAUAUAAUUACAAACAUAUCAACAGUACAUUUUUCGUAAAUAAUUUAGAUCUCCUGAAUAAAUAUGUUCCUUGUUUUAGAUAUUGUCUUCAAUUAGUUUCUGUUUUAGAAUUAUGGCCGAAAAUAAGAUAAAGCGCAAAGUUUUUACGGCUGAAGAGAAAGAGAAACUGGUGAUGGUGAUGGAUCCUUAUAUACGUGCAAUAUUAAAUAAAAAGACAGACGGCCCAACUAAUCGUGCGAAGAAUGAGGCGUGGCUGAAUGUGUGCACAAGUUUUAAUUCCACAGGGACCACAGCGUCCACAGCUAGAAGUAAAGACUCUCUUAUAAGAGUCUGGGAGAAAAUCAAAAGGGAAGCGAAGAUUUAUAAAAAAUCAUGGAAAACCGGUUGCAAUGGCACAGGGGGAGGCCCACCUGUUAUAGAUCCAUUCCUGGAGCAAGUUUGUGACUUGAUAGGCCGAGGAUGUUCAGGCACAGCCGGGGACCAGGAUUCAGAUACAGAAUCCAUUUCAUCAUUAAUGCUUGAUGAAACGUUGGAAUGUUCAGUGCAUACAUAUGAAAAUGACAAUACGAGCAACACCGAACAAAUGGAAAAUAAGGAAAUUGACCAUAAUUAUGUUAUUUCUGCAACACAAUUGAGUCAGUCCACAGCGAUGAAGCGACGACCAAUUGUUAGAGCGAGACCGACACGUAGAACAGAAGUAGUUAAAAUGCUGUGUGGAGGAUUUAAAGAUUUGAAUUCUAAAAAGGCUAUAGCAGAAAGUAUAAAAAUUAAAAUUUUAGAAGAAGAGUUGGAAUUCAAGAGGGAUCUACAUAAACUGCAGUUAAAAAACAGCUAGAAAGGACUUACAAAUUAAAACUGAAGUAUGCAAUCAACUAAAAGAUCAUACCAUCAACCUCCAUAAUUUAUUAGGAACUCUUAAAAAUGAAUGAAUAAAAAUUUAUCUCUUAAAUCUCAAAGUUUUUAAAUAUUCUUAAUAAAUUACAUAUUCCUUACCAAUA
This is a messenger RNA of Bicyclus anynana (squinting bush brown), 1034 nucleotides long. RefSeq lists its product as uncharacterized. Lineage: Eukaryota; Metazoa; Arthropoda; Insecta; Lepidoptera; Nymphalidae. The transcript has 4 exons. The coding region runs from base 149 to 871 and encodes 240 amino acids. The record is from RefSeq and is a predicted model, not a curated record.